Messenger RNA from Eptesicus fuscus (big brown bat), 2220 nucleotides. It is a transcript of the gene BCLAF3, whose product is annotated as BCLAF1 and THRAP3 family member 3. Gene Ontology annotation, biological process: positive regulation of transcription by RNA polymerase II. Bases 1 to 2220 code for a protein of 739 amino acids. The transcript has 11 exons. Gene Ontology annotation, molecular function: DNA binding; transcription coregulator activity. The record is from RefSeq and is a predicted model, not a curated record. Gene Ontology annotation, cellular component: mediator complex. NCBI's taxonomy places the organism in Eukaryota, Metazoa, Chordata, Mammalia, Chiroptera, Vespertilionidae.
AUGGGACGGUCACGCUCUAGAUCCCCCAGGUGGAAACAUAGGUCUUUAUCACCAAUACCUAGAAAGUCUGAACACUGCAAGCAAAGAUGUUCUCAUGAGCAUUAUUGCUCCGACUAUAGGAAGGAUCAGAAAAGAUCCACUUGCAGAAUGAGACAUAAGAAACACGGACAGAGUAAACCAAGGAUUUCUUCUCGUGAAGAUGCACAUUACCGAUGUUAUGAACAUAGAUCACCUUCUCCAGACGUAAGAAGAAGCUCUUUAGACGAUUUUUAUUCUUAUAAGCUUUACCAAGCAUAUUCACCAAGAAGAAGAGACAGUAGCAGGAGAUCUCAGUAUAUGUCCAGAUACUCAGAAGAUGUACACUACCAAGAGUAUUGCUGGGGUUAUCCUGAGCAAAUGCAAGGAAGGUAUAUUCCUGAUGACCACAGAGUUAGAAGAAGUGGAAAAGGAGGGCAAUCACCUCUGAGGUCAAUAGCAGAUUCUUUUAGAUUUGAAGACGAGUUGAGUUACCAGAGGAUGCAAGAUGAAAAAUAUGGUCAGUCACUUAGAAGAGGCUCGGAAGAUUUUGAGAAACGGAGCUCUUUUCAGACAAGGUAUCUUGAAGAUCGCGAUUGCAGAAAAUAUAGACACACAUCAAAAAGAUCUACAGGCAAGAAGAGGUAUGAAAACAGAGACCCUUCUAGAAACUCACAUCGGAAGUCUAGGCAUUAUCUUUCACCUUACCGAGAUAAGAAAGGUCAGCGGCACCUUCGGCACCUUCGACACCGAGCUCAUCGAGCUCAUCGACAUGCUCGGAGGAAAUCCCCAGAGACCAGUUCAGCAACCAAGGUAUCCAGGGACUAUCGCCACAAACGUCGUAAGACCUCAGAUGAGGACCAGGACUUUUCUGAUGGAAGAACUGAGACAUACCCGAAGGAGGAAGAUAGGAAAUACAUUUCUCAAAUUGGCCUUGCAAAAAUAAAGUCCAGUUAUUUUAAUGCUAGAAGAGACAGAGAGACUGAAGAUGGGCAAGUCCAAGAAGCUGCUGAACCAUUUAAGAAAGACUGUACUCCCUCUACUGAUUCAGAUAAAAGCAAUGUUAUCUUGAGACCCUAUAAUGGCAAACGGAAGAAGAAAAGGAGCAAAGAAAGGGAUGGCAGAAGAGAGAGGAACUCUUCCAGUAACCAGUUUAAUGAAAGUAAACAUUCAUCUGCUAGUCUUAGGAAGAAAUCAAAAUCACUUAUAGUUAAAAUAGAUGUGAAGAAAACAGUAAAUACACCCAGCGUUCCUUUUAGCAUGACAGAGAGACAGAUAUCACGUGAUUUGGUUGCUGUUGGCAGUCAAAGUGAGAACUUGGAUCCAGUGUUUGAACAUCUUGACUCAACUCAGAAUACUGAAAACAAAUCUACAGGAGAAUUUGCUCAGGAAAUCAUAACUGUAAUUCAUGAAAUUAAAGCAAAUAAUUUUCCAUCAUCUGGCAUUACUCUACAUGAGCGUUUCUCAAAAAUACAAGAUACACAAGCUACAAAAGGUGCAAAUGAAACUAAACCGACUUUAGAUCCAGAAAUUUGCAGGAAAAUAGAUAUGUGUUUGGCUGAGCUUCGGAAUAAAAAUACGGUAUGUGGUUCAGAACAGACUCUGGUCAAAGUAAUAGAUCCAAAUGACCUACGACAUGACAUUGAAAGAAGGAGAAAAGAACGGUUACAGAAUGAAGAUGAGCACAGUUUUCACAUAGAUAGUGCUGCAGAGAGGAAUAAUCAGUUUUCCUGUUAUUCAUCUCAUGCUGAUAGCUUCCAAAACCCUCAAUGUGUUAUACAGUCGAAUUCUAGAAAGUUUAUUCAGACUCCUUACAUGGAUUAUACUAUGCAGAGAAAAAACAUUACUCACAACGCAUUUGAAGUUGACAGCAACCCUCAAAACAUAAGAAACUUUAGAUCUUCUAAGAACUACUUUAGAGGUGGCAGACUGCAGCCCCAUUGUAAAUCAGGCCUAGUAAAGAAGAGCUUGAACAUUCAGGCUAAAUAUCAGCGUUUACGGUAUGCUGGUUCAAAGGGAUUUUUCACUAAUAAAUUCAGAGAAAGAUUGCUGAGGAAGAAAAAGGUUUCAGCUAUCACCUCUGGUGAUGUCUUCAGCCCUAACUACUCUCCAGAGCCCCAGAUUUCUGCUGCCUCCCAGAUACCCUCACUUGGAUGUCCUGAAAAUGCCUCAAAUUCAGCAUGUCCAAAAUCAAACUUGUACUGA